UCCAAAAGCCAGGCCAGCCGCGGUAGUCGCGGUCAGCCAACCGCCACCGGUCAGGAUGGAAGGUGGCGACCCCGCCGUGAUGGGCGAGGGCGAGGGCGAGGGCGGAGGGGGCCCGAAUGGCGUGCAGCAGACGCAGUGGAAGCCGAGUUGGAAAGGCUACGGCUGGGGCAAAGGCUGUGGCUGGGGUAAAGGCUGGGGUGGCUGCAAAGGUGGCUUGAAAGGUGGCAUGAUGAUGAUGAACAACAUGAAGGGCAAGGGCAAAGGCAAAUGGCAGCCCCGCUGGCCUUCGGGCCCCAACCUGGCGCGGGCGCGGGUCUCAUCGGAGCCCGUCACAGGAGAGGUUCUAGAAUGGAAAGGGAAGUAUGGCUGGAUCAAGCCAACUGUCCCGGUGGAGCAUCCCAUGGCAGACCGGCACAAGGGCCACAUCUACGUGAGCAUCAACGACCUCCAAGGUGGUUUGGAGGCCUUGACGGUGGGCAGUCUCUGCCAAUUUCACCUCUUUGAGGAUGCCAGCGGCCUUGGAGCUGAAGAAGUGAUCGGUUCAUGACGGAGUCGGAUGGGGGAUUUGAAGUGCCUAUCCCUACGGAACAUCGAAGAAACGAUGGAAAACUAC
Messenger RNA from Cladocopium goreaui, 613 nucleotides. Lineage: Eukaryota; Dinophyceae; Suessiales; Symbiodiniaceae. The record is from the annotation of a GenBank genome assembly.